This is a messenger RNA of Impatiens glandulifera, 384 nucleotides long. Its product is annotated as CASP-like protein 5A1. The coding region runs from base 1 to 384 and encodes 127 amino acids. The record is from RefSeq and is a predicted model, not a curated record. The transcript has 3 exons. Lineage: Eukaryota; Viridiplantae; Streptophyta; Magnoliopsida; Ericales; Balsaminaceae.
AUGUGCAUCUCUAAUUCUACCAGUUACAUUGUUGCAGCCCUAGGCACCCAAUGUCUAAGGAAUUUCUCAAUGGUCUGUUUAGAAGUUUAUGCCCUUUAUGUGGGAGGAAGGCUGAUGAAUGGCAAAAUUAUUGCUCCCACUUUCACUUUUUUGUGUCUCCGCGGAGUUUCACUUGCUAUCCGUAAAAGCCUACAUGUUCAAUGUUCUAUUGUUCCCACUUUCACUUUUAGUUCUGCUUGUGUCUGCGCGGGAGUUUCACUUGCUAUCCGUAAAAACCUACAUGUUCAAUGUUCUGUAAUUGCUUGUGCACAGUUGGAAUCGGCUAUUGCAUUUGCUUACAUGAGCUGGUUGGCCAGUUUCCCAUCAUUUUCCUCAACUCUUUGA